Messenger RNA from Symbiodinium sp. CCMP2456, 858 nucleotides. The record is from the annotation of a GenBank genome assembly. Lineage: Eukaryota; Dinophyceae; Suessiales; Symbiodiniaceae.
GCAGUGGGAGAAGGACGACGAGGAAGCGGAGGGGGCCCACCUCGACAAGGCGACCCAAGCGGUCCUACAGUCUCUUGUGCAGCUGUCGUUGAGGCACGAAGCGGAGCUGGGACGACUGCGGUCGGACUGCGGCUUCAUGCUGUUCCUGGACACCCCCACGACCAACCCGGAGGCCGGCAUCCUGCCCGGAGUCAAGAAGGUAGCCCAAGAGUGGGCCACCCAGUAUGCGGCAGGAAACGUAAAGAGCCCCCUGCGCACCCUGCUGAUGAUGGCGGUGAUCCGGGAGCUACAGAGCCGCCUAACGGCCUUCCUAGCGGACGAGAACCGCUGCACCAAAGCCAUGUCGAUUGGCUGGAUGGCCGAGGGGCACCAAGCGAUGGACCCAGUGUGGACAUACUGGGGUUGGAACCCCAAGGAGAAGAGGCAAGAGAAGACGGACCAGCACCCGCUGCAGACCACGGCCAUCCAGGCCCAGCUUGCUAUGCUGGAAGCGAACAUCGCGAAGGAGGGGGUGCUGCUGAACUUCCGCUGCACCAAGGACCUGGAGCAGGAAUUCCAGCCGGAUCUGGAAGUGGUGCCUUUCAUGCUGACGAUCGGACUACGAGUGCAGGAGGCUCAUGCAGUUCACCGGGCCUUCCAGCUCCUCUCAGGGAGCGCAGUCUGCAAGCUCAUCGGGGCACGGGUGAGACCGGAGAGGCUGGCACGCCAGCCGGUAGCCAAGCAGCUCGAGGAGAACUACUUGGCCACACCGUACUGCCCAUGGAGUCGCCGCGCGGCCCUUUACUGGAUGGGUGCUAUGUCCAGCAAUCCAGAGGAGGCCUACGGAGGCGCAAGGGUCAGCCUGCAGAUGCUCGCCAA